Molecule: messenger RNA, 1825 nt
Organism: Arachis stenosperma
Lineage: Eukaryota; Viridiplantae; Streptophyta; Magnoliopsida; Fabales; Fabaceae
Product: cyanogenic beta-glucosidase-like
Exons: 13
Coding region: 31-1611 (526 amino acids)
Biological process (GO): carbohydrate metabolic process
Molecular function (GO): beta-glucosidase activity
Source: RefSeq, a predicted model, not a curated record
UUCUUAGAAGUGAAAAAAAGAAGAGUAGUUAUGGCAUUCAUUAAUGCCCAUCAUCUCCUUGGUGUUUUAUUGCUUCUUAGCUUAACAACCAUUGAAGCUGAUGAAAUUAUAUUCAACAGCACUCUUACUACUACUGAAUAUUUUGGCCGAACAAGUUUUCCACCUGAUUUCAUUUUUGGGUCAGGAUCAUCUGCAUACCAGGUUGAAGGCGCAGUAAAUGAAGGUGGCAGAGGACCAAGUAAUUGGGAUAAUUUCACUCAUAGUUAUCCAGAUAAAAUACAAGACAGAAGUAAUGGAGAUGUAUCCGUCGAUGAAUAUCAUCGUUACAAGGAAGAUCUUAAGCUCAUGAAGGAUAUGAACAUGGAUGCUUAUCGAUUCUCCAUCUCUUGGUCCAGGAUACUACCAAGUAACAUAUUACAGGGACGGGUUAGUGGAGGUGUGAACACAGAAGGAAUCAACUAUUACAAUAACCUCAUCAAUGAGCUUAAAGACAAAGGUCUUAAACCCUUUGUGACCAUUUUUCAUUGGGACGUUCCUCAAACCUUGGAAGAAGAAUAUGGUGGCUUUUUAAGCCUUAAGAUAGUGGACGAUUUUCGAGACUAUGCUAAGCUUUGCUUUGAGGAAUUUGGAGACAGAGUGAAGCAUUGGAGUACGUUGAACGAACCAUGGACAUUCAGCAAGCAUGGCUAUGCAAAAGGGAGUUAUGCACCGGGAAGAUGUUCACCUUGGCAGAACCUUAACUGCACCGGCGGAGAUUCGGCGACCGAACCCUAUAAUGUGGCACACCAUAUGUUAUUAGCUCAUGCAGCUGCCGUUAACAUCUACCAGACUAGAUAUCAGAGAUUUCAGGGGGGCAAGAUAGGAAUUACACUAAAUUGUCACUGGAUGAUGCCACUUAGUAAUACUAUAUCGGAUCGUAGUGCUGCACAGAGAAGCCUUGAUUUCAUGCUUGGAUGGUUUAUGGAGCCAUUGACAACAGGACGUUACCCAAGUUCCAUGGUGCAUCUGGUGGGAAAUCGAUUACCAAAGUUCUCUUCAUAUGAAUCAAGGCUUGUAAGAAGGUCCUUUGAUUUUAUUGGACUAAACUACUACACCUCCUAUUAUGCUACUAAUGCUCCAGAUAUAAAUGCCAACCCUAGCUACCUCACUGAUUCUCUAGCUAAUCUUACAAAUAAGCGUCACGGAAUACCUAUAGGUCCACCUGCUGCUUCAAGCUGGUUGUCUGUUUAUCCAAGAGGAAUUCGUGAACUUCUGCUGUACAUCAAGAAAAAGUACAACAACCCUGUGAUCUACAUCACUGAAAAUGGCAUAGAUGAAGUUAAUGAUCCAAAAAUUCCACUUAAGGAAGCCCUUAAAGAUGGGACUAGAAUUGAUUACUAUGAUGAACAUCUCUACUAUGUUCAUAAGGCAAUCAAGGAAGGGGUGAGGGUGAAAGGAUUUUUUGCAUGGUCAUUUAGUGACAGCUAUGAAUGGAAUUAUGGCUACACUGUGAGGUUUGGAAUCUACUUUGUGGAUUACAAAAAUGGCCUCAAAAGAUAUCCAAAACUUUCGGCCACUUGGUUCAAGAAUUUCCUGCAAUCGAAAGUACCUACACAUGGUGAUUCGCGCUAAGGACAUGAACAAUUCACUAAUCAUGUGUCUUAGAUAAAAUAUAAAAUGUGAUUACUGUGAGCAUUAUAGCUCAACUAUCAUGCUUAUUUCUAUUCAAUAAAGAUGUAGACACACAAAUGUAAUUGGUGUUUAUAACUCCAAUUGCUGUGUUUUCUUGUUGAGUUUGAAUUCUAUAUAUAUUUCUAAGAAAGAAAGAAACCUGUGAUAAACACUU